UGACACGGAUGACAGCCUAUUUAUUUCCUAGGCAAAAGAGCCGGGCAGGAAGACAGAAAGAAGCUGACUUCUGUAAGGACGAGCCGCAUGGAAGAGGGGAUGCUGGCAGCUGCCUCCACAGACUCCAACUCCAGCACCAUGAACGUGUCGUCUGCUCACCUCCACUUUGCCGGAGGGUACCUGCCCUCUGACUCCAAGGACUGGAGGACCAUCGUCCCAGCUCUCUUGGUGGCCGUCUGCCUGGUGGGCUUCAUGGGGAACCUUUGCGUGAUUGGCGUCCUCCUUCAUAGCGCUUGGAAAGGGAAGCCAUCCAUGAUCCACUCCCUGAUUCUGAAUCUAAGCCUGGCUGAUCUCUCUCUCCUGCUGUUUUCUGCACCCGUCCGAGCGACAGCAUACUUCAAAGGGGUUUGGGACCUAGGCUGGUUUGUCUGCAAGUCCUCUGACUGGUUCAUCCACACGUGCAUGGCAGCCAAGAGCCUGACGAUCGUCGCCGUGGCCAAAGCAUGCUUCAUGUAUGCGAGUGACCCAGCCAAGCAAGUAAGUAUCCACAACUGCACCAUCUGGUCAGUGCUGGUGGCCAUCUGGGCUGUAGCUAGCCUGCUCCCCCUGCCAGAAUGGUUCUUUAGCACCACCAGGCUUCACGCAGGUGUGGAAAUGUGCCUCAUGGACGUCCCCCCCGUGGCCGAAAGGUUCAUGGCAAUGUUUGGUAAGCUCUACCCUCUCCUGACGUUUUGUCUUCCAUUACUCUCUGCCAGUUUUUAUUUCUGGAGAGCUUAUGGUCAAUGUAAGAAACGAGGCACUAAGACUCAAAAUCUGAGAAACCAGAUGCGCUCCAGGCAGCUCACAGUGAUGUUGCUGAGUAUCGCUGUCACCUCUGCUGUGCUGUGGCUCCCCGACUGGAUAGCGUGGCUGUGGAUCUGGCAUCUGAAGGCUGGAGGCCCAGCCCCACCACAAGGUUUCAUAGCCCUGUCUCAAGUCCUUAUGUUUUCCAUCUCUUCGGCAAAUCCUCUCAUUUUCCUAGUGAUGUCAGAAGAGUUCAAGGAAGGGCUGAAAGGCUUGUGGAAAUGGAUGAUAACCAAAAAACCACCAACUGCCUCAGAGUCUCAGAAAACACCAGCUGGUAACUCAAAUGUCCCUCCCGACAAUGUUCCAUCUCCAGAGUCCCCAGCACCCAUACCAGAGAAAGAAAAGCCUGGCUCUCCCUCCUCCAGUGUAGACAGAACGGAGAAGGCACAGAUCCCCAUCCUCCCUGAUGUAGAGCAGUUUUGGCAUGAGAGGGACACAGUCCCUUGUGUACAAGACAAUGACCCUACCCCCUGGGAACAUGACGAUCAAGAGACGGGAGACUGUGAUAAAUAG
This is a messenger RNA of Panthera uncia (snow leopard), 1359 nucleotides long. RefSeq names its product G protein-coupled receptor 151 (gene GPR151). The transcript has a single exon. Gene Ontology annotation, molecular function: G protein-coupled receptor activity. The record is from RefSeq and is a predicted model, not a curated record. Gene Ontology annotation, cellular component: membrane. NCBI's taxonomy places the organism in Eukaryota, Metazoa, Chordata, Mammalia, Carnivora, Felidae. Bases 88 to 1359 code for a protein of 423 amino acids. Gene Ontology annotation, biological process: G protein-coupled receptor signaling pathway.